GCAGUACCCUAGUGCCACGACAAAGCACCCAAAAUGAACGGUUUCGGGGAGCAUGGGCAUGAUGAGGAUGCGUUUGGACCGUCCAAAGGGGGCAUCGUGUCCAGUUUCGACGCUUUUCCCAAAACCAAAAAGACAUACCUCGUCCAGGGUCGCAAUUCCUCUGCAUGGACGGUAACCCUCAUCAUCACUUGCCUCUACCUGGCCUGGUCUGAAAUUGCGCGCUGGUAUGCGGGUACAACGACGCAAUCCUUCGCCGUCGAGAAGGGUGUAUCACACGACAUGCAAAUAAACCUCGACAUCAUCGUAGCCAUGCGAUGUACCGACCUCCACGUCAACAUGCAAGACGCGGCCGGCGACCGCACGCUAGCCGGCGAGCUUCUACGCAAAGACCCGACCUCGUGGGCGCAGUGGACUGGCAGGAACACGGAAAGGGGGACCCAUGAGUUGGGCAAAGAGCCGGGACAAGGAGGGUCGGACGAUGACGAGAUUUUCGACGUGCAUGAGCAAUUGGGCAGGGCGACAAGGAAGAAGUUUAGCAAAACACCGAGACUGCGUGGCCUGCCGGAUAGUUGCAGAAUCUUUGGCAGUCUGGAGGGAAACAAGGUGCAGGGAGACUUUCACAUUACGGCACGAGGGCAUGGAUACAUGGAGUUUGGAGAACAUUUGGACCACUCUACAUUCAACUUCUCCCACAUUAUCCGCGAACUGUCGUUUGGCCCUUACUACCCGUCCCUCACCAACCCGCUCGACUCGACCAUUGCCGUGACGCCGACGCCCAACGACAAGUUCUACAAGUUCCAAUACUACCUCUCCAUUGUCCCAACCAUUUACACCGACGACCCCUCGCUCAUGCCCUUGCUUGAAUCCGUCGUCUCCACAAAGGACCACCCUGCCUCCAACAUCUUCCACACGACGCACGCCAUCAAGACCAACCAGUACGCCGUCACGUCGCAAUCUCACAGUGUAUCCGAGAUGUAUGUCCCCGGUGUUUUCGUGAAAUUCGACAUUGAACCCAUUAUGCUGGCCAUUGUCGAGGAGAGCGGCGGCUUCUGGAAACUGCUGGUCACGCUUGUCAAUGUUGUAAGCGGUGUCAUGGUCGCGGGCGGCUGGGUCUGGCAAAUAUAUGACUGGGCCAUUGAUGUCGUCGGCAAGAGGAAACGCAGGGGCGAUGGCGUCGGUGUGCUCGGUACGCCGUCUGUGGAGAAGAAGAGCUGGGAUUGAGGGACCAGAGCUUCUUCUUUCUUUUUCUUUUUAGAAUAAAGUCAAGACCUCGGGGGCGAAUGCAUCACUUUGGCGUUUACUGGCAAGGUCUUAUGAGUUGAGUGUGAUAACUUUAGUAUGUAUAGUUUUAGAUUUAUCUAUUU
Messenger RNA from Exserohilum turcica Et28A, 1364 nucleotides. RefSeq lists its product as uncharacterized. The record is from RefSeq and is a predicted model, not a curated record. The transcript has 3 exons. Gene Ontology annotation, cellular component: COPII-coated ER to Golgi transport vesicle; endoplasmic reticulum membrane; endoplasmic reticulum. Bases 34 to 1221 code for a protein of 395 amino acids. Gene Ontology annotation, biological process: endoplasmic reticulum to Golgi vesicle-mediated transport; retrograde vesicle-mediated transport, Golgi to endoplasmic reticulum. Lineage: Eukaryota; Fungi; Ascomycota; Dothideomycetes; Pleosporales; Pleosporaceae.